Branchiostoma belcheri (Belcher's lancelet) is the source of this 944-nucleotide messenger RNA. RefSeq lists its product as uncharacterized. The coding region runs from base 179 to 841 and encodes 220 amino acids. The record is from RefSeq and is a predicted model, not a curated record. The transcript is spliced from 2 exons. NCBI's taxonomy places the organism in Eukaryota, Metazoa, Chordata, Leptocardii, Amphioxiformes, Branchiostomatidae.
GUGAGAGACCCUCCGGUUCCGCUGUGCAGGUGGAGCUGGCCACACGACAUCGGCCAGUGGACGUUGUAACUCUCCGAGGGGUGCAGGAAAGUUACCACUCUGGGGUCUCCUGAACCGUCUGUCAUUUCUCGGCCUAACACAGCACUUCUUUCAGCGGGGUACUGAAGUCGCCUACGGGAUGCGCUUUGUCCGUUGCCAAAGUGUGCAGUUCACUCCCGCCUACCAUGAGCAGGUAGAAUUCCCGGGAAGAGCUGUCCGUUUCGAAGCCAAAAUCAUCUUCGUCGGGAAAACCUCGUAUAUAUAUGAGACAAAAAUGUUUGACCGAGACACCGACAAGGAACUAGCCAAUCGGCGAAUUCAAGUGGUCAGCAUCAACAAGGAGACGCGAAGGCCGAAGCCUCUUCCUGAUUGGGCGAUAGAGCAGUACUCACACCUGACGUCACUGCCACGCCCUGCAGUGGUACAACCGUUUGACCUGUCCGAUGUCAAACCAGCCUUUGUCUAUCCGGUGACAGUGCCACCUAGCGAUAUCGACCUGAACAUGCACACUAACCAAUCUCAGUACGUCCGCUACUGUUUCAACUGCGCAGCGGCGGGGGCCAAGAGAGGCGCGUACUCCAUCAUCAGUGGUGACCUUCUCGACUACGACCUCCGAAGUGUUGACCUGCUGUACCAGAAGGAGUCACAAGAGGGCGACACCCUCCGCAUAGAAUCCUGGGAAGACAUCAGGGAGCCUGAUACCAUCAAGUUUCAGGUCAAGAAAGGAGACGACAAUAUACUGCAGUGUAAAAUGAGCUUUCACAUACCCAGUGUCCCUGACAUCGAGAAGGCAAAACUUUGAUCAGAUUGAUUUCCAUUCUUAAGUCCAUGUUUAAGUAGAACAGAUAGUCCACGUUAUUAGAAAUUGUCAAUGAAAAAAUUACAGCAAAGUUAAGCAACGAAUU